Molecule: messenger RNA, 1816 nt
Organism: Ipomoea triloba (trilobed morning glory)
Lineage: Eukaryota; Viridiplantae; Streptophyta; Magnoliopsida; Solanales; Convolvulaceae
Product: serine carboxypeptidase-like 45
Exons: 10
Coding region: 209-1654 (481 amino acids)
Biological process (GO): proteolysis
Cellular component (GO): vacuole
Molecular function (GO): serine-type carboxypeptidase activity
Source: RefSeq, a predicted model, not a curated record
UGGCUGGCCGUAGAUUUAGAAUAUGUGCAGAUAUACACAUCAAUAUAAUGUUAUUUUAUCUUCAAAGAAAGAGACUAAUCCAGAUUCUUGGAUGUAAUAAUCUUAGAAAUAUAUAGUUGAGAUUUCUAGAUACCAAACUAUUCACACCAACCCAGAUUUUCAUUCCUCGUUAGUUGUCAUUCUUGAACCUUAAUUGGAAACCUCAAACAUGGCUGCAGCUUUGUCCUGGAAGGCCAUAGUUUUCUUCGCUGCAACACUGUGCACCUUCUUUGCAGGUGCCAAAACCUUGCAGGGUAACAAUGGUGAUAAGAUUAGCAGCUUGCCAGGCCAGCCUAAGGUUACUUUCCAGCAAUAUUCAGGAUAUGUAGCAGUGGACCAAAAGCAGGAAAGGGCUCUUUUUUACUACUUUGCUGAAGCUGAAACCCAACCAGAUUCUAAGCCCCUGGUUCUCUGGCUAAAUGGAGGCCCUGGAUGCUCAUCUGUUGGAGUUGGAGCUUUCUGUGAGCAUGGCCCUUUCAAGCCAAGUGGGAGUGUCUUGAAAGGAAAUCACUACAGCUGGAAUAAAGAAGCAAACAUGUUGUACUUGGAAUCCCCUGCAGGAGUUGGAUUCUCUUAUUCUGCCAAUAAAUCCUACUAUGUUUAUGUGAAUGAUGAGAUGACAGCAAGAGACAAUCUGGCUUUUCUGGAAAACUGGUUCGAAAAAUUCCCACAAUACAAGAACAGAGAAUUUUUCAUCACUGGAGAAAGUUAUGCUGGACACUAUGUUCCACAACUUGCACAUCUCAUUGUACAAUCCAAGGCAAAAAUUAAUCUUAAGGGGAUAGCAAUUGGAAAUCCUCUUCUGGAGUUCAAUACAGAUUUCAAUGCAAGGGGGGAGUAUUUCUGGUCUCACGGAUUAAUAUCCGAUUCCACGUUUGAGCUCUUCAAUACAGUCUGCAACUAUUCUCAAAUUAGAAGGCAAGGCCAGAUUGGGAAGUUCACAGCUCCUUGUGCUCUAGUUAACAAUCGAGCCAACGCGGAGAUCAGUAGAUUCAUCGACGCCUAUGAUGUGACCCUUGAUGUCUGUCUCUCAUCUCUUUUCCAGCAAGCAGAGAUUCUUAAUCAGUGGCAAGAAACCGAGAAGAUAGAUGUGUGUGUGGAGGAUGAAACCAUCGAGUAUUUGAACAGGAAAGAUGUGCAGAUAGCUCUCCAUGCUCAGCUUCUUGGAGUGAACAGAUGGGGUUCGUGCAGCGAUGUCCUGCAGUAUGACAUGCAGAACCUGGAGGUUCCAACCAUCCCGAUUUUAGGCUCACUCGUCAAGUCUGGGAUUCGCGUAUUGGUUUUCAGCGGAGAUCAAGAUUCGGUUAUACCUUUAACUGGAACCCGAUUUCUUGUAAAUAAAUUGGCACAAGAUCUGGGAUUGAGCACCACUGUGCCAUAUGGAACUUGGUUUGAGGGCAAACAGGUUGCUGGGUGGACACAAGGGUAUGGAGAGUUGCUGUCAUUUGCAACAAUAAGGGGUGCAGCUCAUGAGGCUCCAUUUACUCAGCCUGAGAGGUCACUUGUAAUGUUCAGUUCAUUCUUAGCAGGAAAACCACUUCCCAGGCUAGAUGGAAAGAUGGCAGGGAAAAGAAGCUCACCAACAAGAAUAUUUGCAUCUCUGGGCUAUCACUAAUGCAGAUAUGGGAUGGUGAAACCACCAUGGUGCAAUAUUUCUACAUUAGAUUUCAGAAAUUUAAGGCUUAAAAGGAUAGCCUGUGUCUGUGUAAUACUGAUCAAAGCAUAUUUGAAACAGUGAAAGAUUACAAUAAGGAAUGAAAUAGUGUGCCUUUUUACA